Lithohypha guttulata is the source of this 3132-nucleotide messenger RNA. Its product is annotated as mitogen-activated protein kinase kinase kinase. The transcript has 4 exons. Gene Ontology annotation, biological process: protein phosphorylation. The record is from RefSeq and is a predicted model, not a curated record. NCBI's taxonomy places the organism in Eukaryota, Fungi, Ascomycota, Eurotiomycetes, Chaetothyriales, Trichomeriaceae. The coding region runs from base 1 to 3132 and encodes 1043 amino acids. Gene Ontology annotation, molecular function: ATP binding; protein kinase activity.
AUGUCGGGUAUAGAGAUCUUGGGCAUAGCUGCCGCCGUCCUCCAGAUUGCAGAGCUCGGUGGCAAGCUUUCUGUCAAGCUUUUCACGUUCUCCCGCAAGGUUAAAAAUGCUCAUAGUAGUAUCAGCAGUAUCUCUAAGGAUAUCGCUGCUACUGGAGCUAUACUGCAGCAACUAUCUAGUGUGUUGAAGAAGGACGAAGAUCUGCGACUCUGCUCCCAGGAAGCCAUCGAAACUGCGAGAUCUUUGGUCUCGGAUUGCAGGAAGAUAUUCACCGAUUUAGAUGAAGCGCUUAGCACAGGUUCUUUGAGCAACAAAUACAUCGCUUCUCUCAGAGACAGGCUAAGAUAUCCAUUUCUCGAACCGCAUAUCGAUUUACUCCAGGCCAAUCUGGAAAGGCUAAAGAGCUCUCUUGUGGUGAUACUCAACGUGCUCAUAUUUGCUGAACAACUCAGGAGCCGUGAAGCAUUUCCGAUUCUACAAGAACAGCGAACACUUCUCCAAAUCUUGGUCGAAGAUCGCAAUAACACUUUGAAGAGUUACCAACAGAAACAAAAGCUGAUAGAUCAAAAACCUUUGCCAACGAAACUGCCUGACGCUAGUGAUCCUAUCUCUCCCUCGAUGAACCUCAAUGUCAUUUCUACUGGAGUGCACAACCCCUCUCGAGAUAGUGUCCUGGGCUGUGACCGGCAAAUCGAAAGCCACGGAAAACUCGUGGAAUCUCUCGUCGAGGAAAUCAACGAUCGCAAGCACAAGGUUAAUCAUGGUGUGCGCUACAGGCUGAACCAAAGCGUCAUGGAGACACACUGGGACGAAUGGUCGCCUUUGCGUAGGCUUUAUGGGGAUACAAGGAUAAUGCAGUGCAUGAGAAAUGGUUCUGAACUGGCACGAUUUUGGCUGUAUGAGAUCGAAAAAGCAGCCCUCACAGAUCUUCACAGACGCUCACGUGGUCGGCCACCCCUGUAUACACCCAAAGACGAGCAGUAUUCAGUCAACCCCGAAGAUCCAGUGCGGCCUACCGUCACUUCAGUCCGAGAUGAUGCGGACGCUCUCCCGCAAGGCAUGACAGACGCAAAAAAGCAGCGGACAGAUAGAGAUCAGUAUCUUCAAGGACGAAGCAAAAUGCUAGAUAGUGGUGAUUCAAUUGAGCAAAAGACUGCAGCACGGAGCACCAUAGACUUUGACAAAUUAUCCAUCAGCGAAGGCAGGGAGACUAAGACUAGCAACUACGACCGCAUCACGCCACGAAGCGACAACAAUAACAGUGCAGCACUCAGAUGGAAGGAAAAGGACGCUACAUCUGAAAUGCAGCUCGACUUUGCGACCGACCAACCCGGUGAAGAUGAAAGUGAUGAUGGCUUGUUUGCUCUACCGGUGGCCACCAAAUCGAGUUCUAAACAAUCUAUCAAUACAAUGCCUGUAGAAAAGCCGGAACUUAGCCUUCAAAUUCCUCAUUCACACGGACGACCAGUAACCUUUGACAUCAGCCACCGAGAUACGACCAAACAAUUCAGUGAAGCACAGUCGUUGGAAUAUAGCCUGUCUACAGAUUACGGUGGUUCACUAUUUGAUCGUACUGCGUGGGCUUAUCGACCUCGGGCAAGGACAAUUGCUAAGACUCUAGAGAAAUGGUGUGAUUUUGAGCGUCUUGAAGGGCCAAGUGGAGCGGUAAAGGAUAUUGAUAUCCCGCAAGCACCAGAUACUCCAAGCCACCCCAUUCCAGAUGACUCAAAAUCACGUCUUGAGACUAGAGAAACUUUUGAUACAUCGGCACAGCAAAAAGAAACAAUUCAAAGCACUACUAAUUUCAAAUCUGUCAUCGAAGCCGCCCGUGACUAUAACUCGAAAACUGAGAUUGCAGACGAGUCGCCGCACGGGAGCUAUUGUGGUCCAAAUAUCGGGAAAGGCAGACAUAGCAGCGUACGAAUUCACUUGAAUCUUGCUAGCGGCCGCAUCUACGUUGUCAAGCAAUUCACCAGUUCUGUCAAGAAGGCUUUUCUACUUGACGAAGAACAAAAUGGUUCGAGACUCGCCGAGAUAGAAAAUUCAUUGAGGGAGCUAACGUCUUUGAGACAUCCCAACAUCGUGCAGUAUCUUAGAUGCGAAUACUUUUGUCACCCGGUUGAAGUGGAUCUCGAAUACGUUUCUGGAGGAUCAAUAGGAAGCUGUCUGCGCGGCCACGGGAAGAUGAACGAAUCUGUAGUCAAAUCGCUUGUUGCUCAAGUGGCAAGGGGGCUAUCCUAUCUGCAUGAUGAAGGGGUCAUAGCUGGAAACUUGAGAGCUGACAAUGUCCUGCUGACCUUCGACGGCCAAUGCAAGAUCUCUGACUGGGGCAUUACCAAGCCAAUAUCCGAUCUUCUUGGCAUCAAUGCCGAGGAUAACGCAACCGACUCUGUCUUCUGGCUUGCACCAGAGGUCGUCUCGUCUAAGGGUGACAAAAGUUGCAAAAGCGAUAUAUGGUCACUUGGAUGUCUGACACUAGAGAUGUUCGCUGGGAAUCGACCCUGGGUCAAGGAAGAAGCUAUUGGAGCGAUUUACAAGCUAGGAAGUCUGAAAGAGGGACCACCGAUUCCGGACGACGUCUUGAUGACUGUAUCACCUGAAGCCUUAGCCUUCAUAUAUGAUUGUCUUACUAUUGCCAUAGAGGAUCGACCGACAGCGAAUCUGCUUCUGCAGAGUUCGCCAUUUUGUGUGAAUGACGCCUCCUUCAACUGGUACGAAACAGAUUUAUACAGAGCAGUACGUGUACAUGAUCCUAAGUACCAACCUGGUUUGGACGAUACAACAGAGAGUUCGAAAGCGACUUAUGUCGUCGCAGCCUCCAUUAAUGCGCACACCGACGACAGCUCAGAGCUCUUUCCCAGGUUAUCUUUUGCGAGUGCAGCACGUGGCUAUACAAAUUCGUCUCCGGCUCGUGUUGAUCGAGAAGUCAAGCCAGGUCGCGCAUCAGAGCAUGAUCAGCCAUUGGUCGAUGUCCGACGCCCUGCUGAGGACAUUGAGGAAGACGUUGAUAAAUUGCUUAUGCAGUGGACAACUCUGGGCGAAAUCGACCUCUUGAAUGCUCAAGAACUUUACUUUACCAAAGACCGAUACAGCAGAAAGAGUACUGACGGAAGUCAUAGAUCAAGGCAAUAA